AAGAGUAGGUGUGUGAUCUUCUGGCUAACCAGCCUGCUGCUGGGUUCCUUGACUGCACUCGAUUUGCCGGCCGCAGUGGUGAAAAUAAAUAAUAAUGAGCUGUACAUAUCGCUACCAGGGCAGCUUGAAGGCGUCCAGUCUUUACUUUUUCAAGUUGAGGUACAGACAGAUGAAUGUGUGAACAACAGCUACUCGUACAGGUCGCAGAGCCCCUGGCAAGCAAAGAUGUCGCUCCCCAAGAAUAUUGCCAAGAAUGCCUGGCUGAGGGUUCAGACUCUGGUGGAAAGAACAAACAACGUGAUCAGCAGCAUGAGCUCUGUAUACACUGUCGAUAAGGAUGGAAUGGUCCACUUGGAUGUCCCUGGGUCAUCCAACAAAAAAAUUGAUGUCGAGACUCUGCUCUCGAAAUGUAAGCCAGUGGAGGAAAUCAGAGAAGAGUCGGUGACAGAAUCUGGGAAUACGAGAGAGUUUACGAGCGGGGAACUACUCUUCGAGGACAACUUUGAUAAUGGUCAAAGCAUCAAAAAUAAUUGGCUGCAUGAGGUUAAAAUGCGUUACACUGGUGGACAGAAUCAGGAAUAUGUGGCCUUUGUGUCCGAUCCAAAAAAUUCGUAUGUAUCCGACAACAAGCUGCACAUUAAGAUAGCCAUAGCCAAAUACCGUCGUAACACAUACUUUAAACUGAAAAACUGUACAAGCUUAAGCGAGAAGCGCACGGAGGAGUGUGGCCCAAUCGAAGUCUUUGCUUGGCACAACCUUCCCCCUGCGUGGUCUGCCAAGAUACACUCGAACCAGUUCUCCUUCAAAUUCGGAAGAGUGGAGAUAAGGGCCCGAAUGCCCAAAGGCAAUUGGCUAUUUCCAUAUCUGGCUUUGCAGUCGAAGAAGAAUCACUUUGCUGAUAAUUUCGCCGAUCAAAUACGGCUCUACGCUAGGGGUAACAAUUUGCUCCAAGAUAAACAUCAUAAUACUUUUGAUGGUAGAUCGCUGUUCGGAAGUGCUCUCAUCUGGAACACCGAAUCAGAUAGACAGCAUACGGACUAUUGGGUUAUUAAAACGAAUGUCAGCCAUUAUUCUGAAGAUUUUCAUGACUAUACCAUAAUUUGGAAGAGUGAUCAAAUCGCUUUCAAGGUAGAUGGCGAGUUCUUUGGGUCAAUAACCAAUACGGCAAUCCUCUCAAAGUUCAACAAUGAUGAGUGUUAUCUGGUACUGGGCCUUACUGCUGGCGGUGCUAUGAACUUCGACGAUGAGGUUCUGAUGAAGGAACAUAAAAAAGACAAAUUUUCAAAUACCUUUCCACAAGCUGGCAAGCUUAUUAAAGAGAUCUUUAUAAAAGAGAAUUGGCCGCAGCCCACGCUGGUGAUUGACCAUGUUCGCGUUUACGCAAUAGACAAAUAUGGAAACUAAUUGUUUGUUUGUUUGUACAAUGCAUGGAAAUUUAAUACAUUUCUCAAUUAUUGCACCACUUGGCCGGGAGCUGUUUAAAAA
Molecule: messenger RNA, 1485 nt
Organism: Drosophila persimilis
Lineage: Eukaryota; Metazoa; Arthropoda; Insecta; Diptera; Drosophilidae
Product: gram-negative bacteria-binding protein 2-like
Exons: 3
Coding region: 226-1404 (392 amino acids)
Biological process (GO): carbohydrate metabolic process
Molecular function (GO): hydrolase activity, hydrolyzing O-glycosyl compounds
Source: RefSeq, a predicted model, not a curated record